Molecule: messenger RNA, 4015 nt
Organism: Acanthochromis polyacanthus (spiny chromis)
Lineage: Eukaryota; Metazoa; Chordata; Actinopteri; Pomacentridae
Product: collagen alpha-1(VIII) chain-like
Exons: 4
Coding region: 424-2664 (746 amino acids)
Molecular function (GO): protein binding
Source: RefSeq, a predicted model, not a curated record
UUUCUGUGUAUAAUAGCCUCUAAUACUGCAAACAUGCAGUUCCAGCGGUGGUUUCUCCCUCUCACACAGAUUCUGUUUUCCUCCCUCUCACAUGCACAGAUCCAGUGCUUCUCCUCUCGCAGCUCGUGCAGCUCCACCCACCUGUAGAUAAAAGCCAAACCCUCACCAGGGCUGCUGUUCAGCGUCUGUCCCAAACUCCACAGAACUCUGUGAUACUUCCAGUCUGCAGCAGCAGCAGCAGCAGCACAAAGCAGGGCCCAGCAGGACUGCAGCUAACGCCUGGCUGGAUCCCGAGCACAACCGCCCCCACUCAUGCCUUGGAAAAGACCCAGAGAAGCAGCCUAAAGUGAGGGGAAGGAGAGGAGAAACCUGACGAAGGAGGGGCGAAGCCUUCAGUUUGAGAGGCGGAACAAUCUGAAAAAAAUGGUGACCAUAACCCUUCAGUCUCUCUACUUAGUCAUCGCAGUGCUGCAGCUGUGGUCGUUACGCCUGGCCCAUGGUGGGGCGUAUUAUGGGCAUAAACAGCCACCACAGCAGCACCAGCCGUUGCCACAAUACAAUGAUGGGUUUCCCCAGCAACAGUUUCUGGGUAAUGAGAUGACACACCUGCCUUAUGGCAAAGAGGUGCCAUUACUGCCUCAGUAUGGAAAAGAGUUUCCUCAGCUGCCUUUGCAAAAGGGAAAAGAGAGACCACUGACAGACAGCAAAGGACCAGCUUUCCCCAGAGGAGCUAAAGGUCCACCUCCCCCUGGUCCAGGUGGAGAAGGUGUCCGAGAGGGACCCCAAGGAAUUCAGGGACCUCCAGGACCAGCAGGACCACCAGGACCAACAGGACCUUCUGGAUUGCCAGGCCAGGGAUUGCCAGGUUUGCCUGGAAAGCCAGGACCUCCCGGUCUACAGGGGUACCCAGGAAUCGGAAAACCCGGUAUGCCAGGUUUGCCAGGAAAACCUGGAGGACCUGGAUUACUGGGACCAAAAGGCGACCUUGGUCCUAGUGGUGGUGAGGGACCAAUUGGACUUCCUGGACCUCCAGGACUCCCAGGUCCCACUGGAUUACCUGGAAUUUCAAAAACAGGAGGUCAGGGGCUACCAGGACAGCCAGGUCUUCUAGGAGAACCUGGCCUAAAAGGUCCACCGGGAGUUCCCGGUCCUCCAGGCCUGAAGGGGGACAAAGGCAAUGGCCAACCUGGUUUUCCAGGUUUGAAAGGACCUCCUGGGCCACCAGGUCCACCUGGACAAGCAGGCCUCCCUGGCAUUGCUAAACCUGGUAUGAACGGCCUCCCUGGGCAGCCAGGGAUACCAGGAAAACCUGGUCCUCCUGGAGAACCAGGAUUGGAAGGGUCACCUGGUGAUAGAGGUCCACCAGGACCACCAGGGAUACCAGGAAUUGGAAAACCAGGGAAAGAUGGUUUUCGAGGGCAACCAGGGCUUUCUGGAGGUAAAGGGGAACCAGGGCCUCCUGGUUUACCCGGAGGUCCAGGCAUGCCAGGUUAUGGUAAACCAGGUUUUCCAGGACCUAAGGGGCAUAAGGGACAUGCUGGUCUUCCUGGACCACCUGGUCCAAAAGGAGAUAAAGGUCACGGAGGUCUUCCAGGAGUCAUCGGUCCAACUGGUCCAAGCGGAAUUCCUGGCCCCCCAGGUCCAAUAGGGCCCCCUGGUAGUCUUGGCUUCCCGGGACAAAAGGGAGAAGAUGGUAACGGCGGACCAAGAGGAAUUCCAGGAGCAAAGGGUGACAUGGGGCCUCCAGGUCUCCCAGGGCAAACUGGCAGGCCGGGAGAGGGUGGACAGACAGGCCCAAGAGGUUUACAAGGGCCCAUUGGGCCUAAAGGAGAAGCUGGUAUGAGGGGCUUACCUGGUGCUCCCGGUGCUGCAGGAUUAUUGGGACCACGAGGAGAUGGGGGACAGCCUGGAGAGAAAGGCCAUCAGGGACCCCAGGGUAUUCCAGGACUCACAGGACCAGGUGGGCCACUUGGACCUCCUGGGCUUCCAGGGCAUAAAGGUGAAACAGGGCCACCUGGUAAACCUGGCUACCCAGGAGAUGGAAACCCAGGACCCCCUGGUCAUAUUGGUCCUCAAGGUAAUCCUGGUCCUAGUGGCCCUCCUGGACUUCCGGGGCAACCAGGGCAACCUGGGCCUCCAGGUCCUCCAGGACCACCUGCUGCAUAUCCUGACCUCGGACAGAUCCUCCCUGUGAGUGGCCCUUACAGUGGUCAAAAACAAGGUUACAAGAAACCAAACAGUGGAGGUGAAAUUAGUGGAACUGGUCUGGAAAUGCCUGCUUUCUCAGCUAAGCUCACAAAUCCAUUCCCCCCUGUCGGCUCACCCGUCAUCUUUGACAAACUCCUGCACAACGGCAAUCAGGACUAUAAUCCCCAAACUGGCAUUUUCACCUGCCGCAUACCAGGGAUCUACUACUUUUCUUACCACGUCCACUGCAAGGGAGGUAAUGUGUGGGUGGCCUUAAUGAAGAACAACGAGCCGGUAAUGUACACUUAUGAUGAGUACACAAAGGGCUUGCUGGAUCAGGCUUCGGGGAGUGCGGUACUCCCAUUACGAAAAGGUGACACUGUGCACAUACAGCUACCAUCGGACCAGGCUUCAGGACUUUAUGCUAGUCAGUAUGUCCACUCAACAUUUUCUGGAUACUUAUUGUACCCAAUGUAAGGGAUGUGCAUAAACAAAGCUGUUAUCAGUGACAAAUUGAUGGCAAAGUUUACCAUAAUGAUGGUCCGACUCCAGGUACAAGGUUGGUCAUGCAAGGAAGUUUACAGUGAGUUGUGGCAGAAUAAUCUUUUAUUGUAGCAACAUGCUUCAUUGAAUUGUUUGGAUUUUAUGCAUCACAUGUGUGUAAAGUUACCCCAGUGGAGUCUCAGUAAGAGCAGUGAACAAAGAUGGCACAAGUAUGUAUAUAAAUGUUCUGAAAAACCAUGUGGUUGUUUGCCCUAACAUCGAAAACAAAGACUUUUGAGGGUUCUUGGUUGAUUGGUUAACAGAGGUAAAAAAAAAAAACCACGAAUAUCCCAGUUGUCAUAUUUCUUGUAUGUUUACAUGUUGCAUUUAUUCUUAUAUAUAUCCACACACAAUAUAUCAGUGUUCAUGAUAUGGCUGAAACAGUUCAUAAAACAAUGAAGGUUUAUGCUGCAAACUUGUAUCUACUUUUUAUUCACAUAACAGGAUUGCAUUUUUUUUGUUGUUGCUUUACAGUUAUAAACUGUACACUUGGCACAUAAAAUACAUGAAAUUCAUGUCCUUUUUUCCCUUCAUUUUUUCAUGUCCAGAAUCCAUUUACUCAGAGCUGUAACAGAGAUUGGGUUAUGUAUUUGGAGUCAUCAUGCAGUUAUUAAGUUAUUUUGUGUUUUUUGAAACACAUAUUUUUUUGUAGCAAUGUCUCCAUACGCAUGUAAUGUAUAAUACAUGUUCAUCUGACAGUAACGUAAUUUUUUGCAUGAGUAUUUUAUAAAAUGUCAAACCACAUCUCAGUCCAGAGCAGAACAGGAAAACCCCAUGGCAGUUUUUCCCCCAAUUUGACAAGUUUUGAUUCUUUUCUUUUGACCUUUUGGUGUCUUGUUUUAUUUGUGAUAGAUAAUGAAGUCUUUGAAAGUUUUUUUUUGUCAGUAUUCUCUGUAAUUUAUUCGUUUGACUACUGAUUACUUGGAUCUGUCCUGUUUGUUGAACAGUAAAUGAGGGAAUUCAUUCCAAAAUGCAUAACACAACCUACACUCUGUUGCAAAAAAAUAAGACAUACAUUCCAAAAUGUGUUGAUGCUCUCACUCAUUCAUAAAAAAAUCUGUAUUUUUAUUAAUUUUCUUUUUUUGUUUUGUACUUUAUUUCUUCAAACUGUGGAUGUGCCAUUUUGGAAUGGAAUUCUUUAAAAGUUUUUUCUUGCUUUUUUUUCCCUUUACUUUGAACACCGGUGUGCAGAAUUAAAUGGAAAACUGUGGCCAAAGUAUGUGAAUUUUGAUCUUUGUUGUUUAUGACCGUUUAGAUAUUGAUUUAUUAAAGGAAUUAAACUAUA